Molecule: messenger RNA, 600 nt
Organism: Prunus mume (Japanese apricot)
Lineage: Eukaryota; Viridiplantae; Streptophyta; Magnoliopsida; Rosales; Rosaceae
Product: agamous-like MADS-box protein AGL61
Biological process (GO): regulation of transcription by RNA polymerase II
Molecular function (GO): RNA polymerase II cis-regulatory region sequence-specific DNA binding; DNA-binding transcription factor activity, RNA polymerase II-specific; protein dimerization activity
Source: RefSeq, a predicted model, not a curated record
AUGAUGAAGAAGAAACCAGGCCAGGGACGCCAAAAGAUUCCAAUUGCCAAAAUAGCCAAGAGAAGUAAUUUACAAGUCACAUUCUGUAAACGUCGUUCAGGGCUCUUCAAGAAGGCUAGUGAGCUCUGCACCGUUUGUGGUGUUGAGAUUGCAAUAGUUGUCUUCUCUCCUGCCAAUAAACCCUUCUCCUUUGGCCACCCUCAUGUUGAGCCCAUCGUUGACCGCUUUCUUUGCACUCCAAAACCUUCCAUAGACUCUGAUUUCACUUCUCAACAACUACUUGUUGAUCAGGCUCAGGGCUACAUGAGUGACAGUAGUGUUCAUGAGCUUAAUAUGGUGUUAACUCAGACUCAAAAACAUUUGGAGUCUGAGAAAAAGCGAGGACAAGAACUUGACGAGAUGAGCAAAGCCGGCCAGGGAUCAUCGAGACGGUGUUGGUGGGAAAACCCAAUUGAUGAAAUGGGACUGCAUGAGAUACAGAUACUGAAGGCUGCAAUGAAGGAGGUCAAGAAGAAUGUGAUUGAACAAGUGAACAAGAUUUUGAAGAUCCAGUCUUGUGCUGCUGUCAAUUCUCAGUACCACUCUUCAGAUGAAUGGUAA